UAAACCGUUUUCUAGGCUCGGACUCUCUGCUCUAUCAACAAAGUUCACAAUUUUCUCUCCGAAGCUAUUGUCGAAAUUUUCUCUCUCUUUCUUUUCUCGGCCUUUUUCUUUCCUCUUCCUCCUCCUGUGUUUCAGAAGUGGAUUUAGAGAGCGUAGGGAGAUGAAGAGCUGUGAGCUAUGCAAGUCGGGUGCGAGGAUGUACUGCGAGUCAGACCAGGCGAGCUUAUGCUGGGACUGCGAUGCCAAGGUUCACUCAGCCAAUUUCCUCGUCGCUAGGCAUUCGAGGAGUUUGCUGUGUCACGUUUGUCAGUCUCCGACUCCGUGGAAUGCUUCUGGUGCGAGAGUCGGCCGGCCUGUUUCGAUGUGUGAGAAUUGUUUCGCAGUGAAGCACAACAGAGUCCAGGAGGAAGAGAACGAAGGAGAUAACUGUAAUGAAAUUGAUACUGAAGAGGAUGAGUAUGGAGAUGAUGAGAAGGAGGACGUUGAUGAUGAGGAAGGAGAUAAUCAGGUGGUACCGUGGUCACCGACUCCUCCUCCUCCUCC
Molecule: messenger RNA, 543 nt
Organism: Camellia sinensis
Lineage: Eukaryota; Viridiplantae; Streptophyta; Magnoliopsida; Ericales; Theaceae
Source: RefSeq, a predicted model, not a curated record